AUUAAACACAUUGUCACUCACUACUGUUAAAAAAACAUGUUCUCACUGAUAAUUUAUUUUUAUUCAACUCUUGAAAACCCUAAACCCUGCAACACUUUCAACGAAGAAGAAGAAGAAGAAGAAAACCAACAUGGGAAAAAUUCCUCCUUCAUUUCGUUCCGCACUCUCAAACCCAAACCUAAUCAACCGAUCUUCACUCCUUCCAUCUUCUUCCAAACCCCGCCAUUUCCCCAACAAAACCCCCUCCAAUUUCACCGCUAAAUCCCGAAAACCACAACCACAACAACCACAACCUCCGAAACCCUUAUCCCCAUUCAAAUCCCCAAGCCUCCAGGACGCUAAAACCGUUUUCAAUUCCAUCGUUAAUACCUCUAAUGCCCCCAAUGAUUUCCGCUUCCAUAAUUCCCUUCUUCAAUCCUACGCUUCAAUUUCCACCAUUAACGAUUCCAUCGCUUUUCUCCGUCACAUGACAAAGACUCACCCUUUAUUCUCCCCUGAGAAAUCCACUUACCACAUCCUGCUUACCCAAUCCUGCAAAUCCGAUGAUCCCACUCUUGCCCCAAUUCAUCAAACCCUAAAUUUGAUGGUUUCUGAUGGUGUAAACCCUGAUAAAGUUACUGUUGAUUUAGCGGUUCGGUCGCUAUGUUCGGCUGGUCGUGUAGAUGACGCGGUUGAGUUGAUUAAAGAGUUGUCUUUGAAGCAUUGUGUACCUGACAUUUACACUUUCAAUUUCCUUGUUAAGAAUCUAUGUAAGUGCCGCACGUUGAGCUCUGUCUAUAGUUUUAUUGAAGAAAUGCGUAGUAAAUUUGAUGUGAAGCCUGAUCUUGUUACUUACACGAUUCUGAUUGAUAAUGUUUGUAACACUAAGAAUUUGCGCGAGGCUAUGAGGUUGGUGAAGGUUCUCCAUGAGGAAGGUUUUAAGCCAGAUUGCUUUGUUUACAAUACAAUUAUGAAAGGUUAUUGUAUGCUGAGUAGAGGGAGUGAGGCGAUUGAGGUUUAUAAUCAAAUGAAGGAGAAUGGUGUGGAGCCUGAUCUUAUCACUUAUAAUACAUUGAUUUAUGGUUUAUCGAAAUCCGGUAGGGUCACGGAAGCGAAGAAGUUGUUGCGUGUUAUGGCGGAAAAGGGUCAUUUUCCUGAUGAGGUGACUUAUACGUCUCUGAUGAAUGGGAUGUGCAGGAAAGGUGAGACCUUGGCUGCAUUGGCAUUGUUGGAAGAGAUGGAAAUGAAGGGCUGCAGUCCGAAUUCGUGCACGUAUAACACGCUGCUUCACGGGUUGUGUAAGUCUAGGCUGUUUGAUAAGGCCAUGGAGUUGUAUGAAAUGAUGAAAUCGGAUGGUCUGAAGCUUGAUAUGGCUUCUUAUGCUACGUUUGUCAGGUCAUUAUGUAGAGUUGGUAGAAUUGCGGAUGCUUAUGAAGUAUUUGAUUAUGCAGUCGGAAGCAAGAGUUUGACAGACGUUGCUGCUUACACAACAUUGGAGAGCACACUUAAAUGGUUCAAGAAAGCAAAAGAAGAAGGCCUUAAAGUUUAAUCGGUGGUUUGUGUCAAAUGCUGUCAAGAAUGUAAAAGUUAGUUUCAAAGGUUACAAGCCUAACUCAACAAAGUGCAUUCCGAAGCGGCCAAUACUAUUUUUGUUGGUAAUUGAUUACCAGUAUACUUUUCCAAAUUAUUCUGCAACAUUUUGUUCCAGUGAGCCUCCAUAAGCAGCAUUUUUAUUUUUGUCAUAAUUCAUAAGCCAUGCAAUAUAGAUAUGAAAUUAUGAAUAUUUUUCCAAUGUAGUAAAAAGGUUGAGAUAUGAGGAAAAGAAGUGAGGAUAGUGGCUCUUUGUUCUUGUGUCUUUUCCAUUGUUUAUGAUCAAGUAAUUCUAACCAGCAAUACUAGUUUAGUAGUAUUUUUUCCAUUGAAAAUUUA
Lathyrus oleraceus (garden pea) is the source of this 1908-nucleotide messenger RNA. RefSeq names its product pentatricopeptide repeat-containing protein At2g17670. NCBI's taxonomy places the organism in Eukaryota, Viridiplantae, Streptophyta, Magnoliopsida, Fabales, Fabaceae. The transcript has 2 exons. Gene Ontology annotation, molecular function: protein binding. The record is from RefSeq and is a predicted model, not a curated record. The coding region runs from base 131 to 1528 and encodes 465 amino acids.